UGUCCGAGCGUACAAAGAAGAAUAGUUUAAUCUUUCCUCACUAAACGCUAUCCAAACAAGCCCUUCUAUCCACUACCGUAAACUUUUUGAGUCCCUUCUCCCCCUCGCCUCCCCAUCCCCUCCAUUACUCUUGGCGCCAAUAUCAAAAACAUGAGAUCUUGCAAAAUAAUAACCCUAAUCCCCACAUCCAUAUCUUCCAUCGGAACAUCCAAACAACAUUUCUUCCAUCCCAAGCCCUUCUUUCCUUUCCUCUCCCUCAAUUUCCAUUCCCUCUCUCAAUCCCUUGCAGGUUCCAGUUCCUGCAGACUUCUUACAAGGCAUUUUGGGACUUUGCAAGGAGCUGUCUCAUUUGAAUCCACGGAAUUUGCAGCAGACGAAUCGCAAGAUAACUCCGAGAAAAGCGACACCGUAGAGCACUUGCUGAACCACCGUGAUGAUGUUUCGGGACUCAUGAAAAUGGAGAGGAGGACGUCUCCGAUUAUUGACAGUGGAUUCGAGCUCGCACAACGGGUGAGGCGGUGGUUUCCUUACUUGGAUAGGUUUAAGUGUGGGAGUGGUGUACAUUUGACUAGCGGGGAAGUGUUGGAGGCAGUUGGGCCGUACAUAAUGGAGGAGAGGAAGGAGAGAUUUAGGAGUGCGGUUAAGAACCGGAGCUACUCGGUGUGUCUGGUGGUGGAAGGAUUGAGUGACUUUGGGAAUGUUUCAGCUACGUUUCGCUCUGCUGAUGCAUUAGGAUUCCAGUCAGUUCAUGUGGUCUCGUGCGAUAGCUCGAAAAGGUACAGAGAAAAUCGCCAUGUUAGCAUGGGUGCAGAGAAAUGGUUGGACAUUGAACUUUGGGACUCUACCCAAGAGUGCUUUGAAGUUCUAAAAUCACGUGGUUAUAGAAUAGCCACAACACAUGUUGGAAUGGAUGCAGUAUCUGUUUAUGACAUGGAUUGGUCAUGCCCAACUGCAAUAGUAGUUGGAAAUGAAAAUAGGGGGAUAAGUGAUGAAGCCCUGGAACUGUCUGAUUUGCACUGCAGUAUUCCAAUGAAAGGCAUGGUAGACUCGUUCAAUGUUUCAGUUGCAGCAGGCAUCCUCAUGCAUCAUGCUGUUUGUGACAGAAGUUCUCGCCUGGGCUGUCAUGGUGAUUUGACGUCAGAAGAAAGCCAGAUCCUACUAGCAGAGUUCUCCCUGCGUCAUAGCAAGAGUGCAAUAAGCAUCGCACAUGAGUAUGCAAAGCGCAAGGCAGCUACACCCAUGCCAAAGCUUUGAUAGAAACAUGAGUCACGUAAUGUUUUGACUUCUCCAAUAUCCAACUUUGGCAUUUAUAUUUUAGAAAUUCAGAAUCUGAUGGAGUUCUGGCAAUUGGUGUAAAUGCUAUUGUGGAUCCAUUUUAUGCUGCACCAGACCAAGCUACUUGAUUCAAAUUUAUACAGGAGAAAACCCCAGAUUGCUGCUGCAUCUGCUAAUGAAAAAGGUGAGCACAUUAGUUCUUAGUGGCAAGGAACACCUAAACUUGAGGUGUACUUUAACUAAAAAUACUGAGUUACUAGGGAACGUUUAUUUAUUAGUCUGUACUUCAAAUAAUUUUAAUAUCUUAAUUCUAUUUUUUUCAUGCA
Messenger RNA from Manihot esculenta (cassava), 1601 nucleotides. Its product is annotated as tRNA (guanosine(18)-2'-O)-methyltransferase. Gene Ontology annotation, biological process: tRNA guanine ribose methylation. The transcript has 6 exons. The record is from RefSeq and is a predicted model, not a curated record. Gene Ontology annotation, molecular function: RNA binding. NCBI's taxonomy places the organism in Eukaryota, Viridiplantae, Streptophyta, Magnoliopsida, Malpighiales, Euphorbiaceae. The coding region runs from base 151 to 1254 and encodes 367 amino acids.